Penicillium soppii is the source of this 219-nucleotide messenger RNA. RefSeq lists its product as uncharacterized. Bases 1 to 219 code for a protein of 72 amino acids. Lineage: Eukaryota; Fungi; Ascomycota; Eurotiomycetes; Eurotiales; Aspergillaceae. The record is from RefSeq and is a predicted model, not a curated record. The transcript has 2 exons.
AUGUCUCUCUGGAGUUCCUACCGCGGCCUCACGCCCAAAACCCGCGCCUUGUUCGGCAUCGGCGUCAUGGCCUGGGCAGGCAUCGGGCUGUGGACCUCACCGCAAGUCGAAACCGCGCUGGGCAUGCAGCCCUCACAAGAAGAGCAGGAUGCGCUAGACCGCAAGCUGGCGCUGCGCGUGUCGCGCGUCGGAGGAGAUAAAGAUAGCCAGUCGAAAUGA